Messenger RNA from Ahaetulla prasina, 1833 nucleotides. Its product is annotated as ephrin type-A receptor 4-like. Gene Ontology annotation, cellular component: membrane; neuron projection. Gene Ontology annotation, molecular function: ATP binding; transmembrane-ephrin receptor activity; protein binding. Gene Ontology annotation, biological process: axon guidance; cell surface receptor protein tyrosine kinase signaling pathway; protein phosphorylation. The transcript is spliced from 3 exons. The coding region runs from base 41 to 910 and encodes 289 amino acids. Lineage: Eukaryota; Metazoa; Chordata; Lepidosauria; Squamata; Colubridae. The record is from RefSeq and is a predicted model, not a curated record.
GGGAUAGAGGAGUCUAGAGCAGCGCUAGCACCAAAAAACCAUGGCUGGGAUUGUAUAUUUCACCGUCUUUUCGCUUCUCUUUGGGAUUUGCGAGGGUGUCACCGGUUCUCGGAUAUAUCCGGCCAAUGAAGUUACCUUAUUGGAUUCCAAAUCAGUUCAAGGUGAACUUGGCUGGAUAGCGAGUCCCUUAGAGGGAGGGUGGGAGGAAGUCAGCAUUAUGGAUGAGAAAAAUACACCAAUCCGCACUUAUCAAGUCUGCAAUGUAAUGGAACCAAGUCAGAACAACUGGUUACGGACUGAUUGGAUUCCACGUGAAGGGGCUCAAAGGGUUUAUAUUGAAAUCAAGUUCACACUAAGAGACUGCAACAGCCUGCCAGGUGUUAUGGGAACUUGCAAGGAGACUUUUAACCUGUACUAUUACGAAUCAAGCAACGACAAGGAGCGUUUUAUUCGAGAAAGCCAGUUUGGUAAGAUUGACACCAUUGCUGCUGAUGAGAGUUUUACUCAGGUAGACAUUGGCGACAGGAUUAUGAAAUUAAACACAGAGAUACGUGAUGUGGGUCCAUUGAGCAAGAAGGGAUUUUAUCUGGCAUUCCAGGAUGUAGGUGCUUGCAUAGCCCUGGUGUCCGUUCGUGUCUUCUACAAGAAAUGUCCCCUGACAGUCCGUAAUCUGGCUCAGUUUCCAGACACAAUCACAGGAGCUGAUACAUCUUCUUUGGUCGAGGUUCGUGGUUCAUGUGUGAACAACUCAGAAGAGAAGGAUGUGCCAAAAAUGUACUGUGGGGCAGAUGGUGAAUGGCUGGUACCCAUUGGCAACUGCCUGUGCAAUGCCGGGUAUGAAGAGCAUAAUGGAGAAUGCCAAGGUAGGCCUUGUUGCGUUGUACUGUUCAUUAAAGGAUGGUGUAUGUAAUUGAAUCAGAAAGGAGAGUAAAUUGAAGAAAACCAAUAAUUAGCAAUCCCUGUGGGAAUGCAGUGGGACAGCGUGGUCUAAUGAAGAAAUUCAGUAGUUCCAGGAGGCAACACUAAAGGAUGCAUCAUUCUGAAAGAACAAAGACGCUACCAUAAGAUGCAGAAGGCAAAAAAUACAGCCAUCAGAGGGUAGAUUAGAACUGGGUUGCAUCUUGCCACUCACAUUUAAAUGUUUGUCAUCCAUUCAUGUUAUUUCAUUUAAGAGAAAGUGCUUCUUUUUCUCAUUUGAAAAAUUAAAUCUAACAAGAAUCAUGUCAAGGGAAUAGUAGUAGUAGUAGUAGUAACAAGAAUCAUGUCAAGGGAAUAGUAGUAGUAGUAGUAGUAGUAGUAGUAGUAGUAGUAGUAGUAAUAAUAAUAAUAAUAAUAAUAAUAAUAAUAAUAAUAAUAAUAAUAAUAAUAAUAAUAAUAAUAAUAAGGCUAGAAAUGUUUUUUUUUACUUUUAUAAUAGAAAAUAAAGCUUUGGUUUUAAAAUUCUUCUUAGUCUGUGUUUCAAAAUAACUCUUUAUUGUCUCACUUGAGAAUUCUUCCACUAAAUAAUCCUUGAAUGGAUGACAUGGCUGCUUUUGUGAAAUAUUUUUAUUUCUCAAAAAGUCUCCAUUGUUUCACUUACAAAAGAACUUGCUAGGAGGCUAGUCAGAAAUGCAAGAAGUCAUCUGUUUCUCCCUCCUUUUCCUAUCCUCCACAGAAUUAGGGAUUAACCUUCAUAUAAAAGGCAGCUUAUUUUAAAGGAAAGGAAAGAAAAAGAGCUUUAAAUCUUCUUUAUGAUUCUCUUGAUUUUUAGUUAUACAUUAUUAUGAUUUUAUAAGUAGACUAUAGCUGAUUAUGGACUUGAUUGCCCCUGUGAGCCACCUGUUCAAGAUCAGU